Messenger RNA from Numida meleagris (helmeted guineafowl), 1831 nucleotides. RefSeq names its product dual specificity phosphatase 19 (gene DUSP19). Gene Ontology annotation, cellular component: cytoplasm. The transcript is spliced from 4 exons. Gene Ontology annotation, biological process: protein dephosphorylation; regulation of MAP kinase activity. Gene Ontology annotation, molecular function: JUN kinase phosphatase activity. The record is from RefSeq and is a predicted model, not a curated record. The coding region runs from base 139 to 780 and encodes 213 amino acids. NCBI's taxonomy places the organism in Eukaryota, Metazoa, Chordata, Aves, Galliformes, Numididae.
CGCGCGUCCUUCGUCGCCUCCUCAAGGCCGUAUCCGCCCCCGCGCGGCUGCGUGCCCAAGCGCCGCCCUCAGGGGGCCGGCAGCCGGCAGGGCCGCCCCGUCCGCGAGAACAGGCGGCAGCGGGCAGCCGGCUGUGCCAUGCACUCCCUCGCUGAGGAGAUCAGGAGUUUCUCCAGGGCCAACCUGCGGAAGCAGCGCACGCGGGUGACGACGCUGACGGGCCGGAGGGUCAUCGAGACGUGGCGGGGCGCCUGCCUGCAGGUGGAGGAGGAGGCGGAGGCGGCUCCCGGCGGCGGCUUCGUGCAGGACCUGAGCUGUGACCUGCAGGUCGGCGCCGCGCGGCCCUGGCUGCUGCUGGGGUCGCAGGAUGCUGCACACGAUCUAGAGACCCUUAGGAAGCAUAAGGUUACACAUAUUCUAAAUGUGGCAUAUGGAGUCCAAAAUGCCUUCCUUAAUGACUUUAUAUACAAGACUAUAUCUAUUUUGGACCUCCCAGAAACUGAUAUCACCUCCUAUUUCCCAGAAUGUUUUGAGUUUAUUGAGAAAGCCAAGAUCCAGGAUGGUGUGGUCCUGGUCCACUGUAAUGCAGGAGUCUCCCGUGCAGCAGCAAUAGUCAUCGGUUUUCUAAUGAAUUCAGAAAGACUGAGUUUUGCUUCAGCCUUUUCCUUGGUAAAAAAUGCAAGGCCUGCUAUUUGUCCCAAUCCUGGCUUCAUGGAGCAGCUCCACAAGUACCAAGAGCAGAAUAUAAAGGCAAAUGGAAGCAUAAACGAUCACGACUGAUCAAAAGGGAGAAGUGAAACAAUCUGUUCUGACUUUACAGUACCAGAUGUUGGAUGUACUUUUGUCUCUCGUUUUGCAGUCCUCUUCCACAGGUGCACCUUAAAAUCUUUCACUACGUUAUUUUUUUUCUUAUGUUCACCCUUACACUCCCAUUUUUCAGCAUCUGGUAUAGAGGCCAAAUGGUAAUCCACUGACUUCACAGAUUACUUACCCAAGAGAAAGUUCUCCCUAGAGCAAUGAGAUAAAGUUCAUCUUUUCUUGCUGUAGUGAGGAAAAAAAACAGAACAAUUUUUUUAUUGAACCAUCGGAGAAUGCAGGCAAUACAGAGAGGAAGUAAAAAGGUAGCAGGGUAACUUUAUAAUCCAAGUUUAUUUUCAUGCUUAACCAAAUCUUUACACGUUCUAGCUGGUUGUGGAACCUAGAUAAUAAGAUGUUCAUAUAACAAAGUACCUUGCUAUUGGGUCUUAAGUCUUAAAUCAAUGUUGAAACUAAGGAGGAUUUUAUAGAAUUUUAUGGGCUAGCCAGCCGGUAAAUAUAUAUAAGAAAAAAAUAAAGCAGAUAGUCUUUUGAUGGAAGUAAAAAGGUAUAGGAUGCUUUAAUGCCUCACUUCUUUCUCCUGUUUCCCAUCAAGCAGCAACUGGAAGUACACUAACAUGAUGUUUUCAAAGUGCUAGGAAGCAAGCUGUCAGGGUUUUGUUGUUGCUGUUUCUUUUUUUUUUUUUUUUUUUUUAGAUCAAUUCAGAACAGAUAGGUUGUUACAAACAUUUUUCAUAUCUCAAACUCUUUUGGUUCACUCCCCUCCCUUGAUGCUCCCUCACUCCGUUCCACAGUGUAUAAAGAACACACAUCGUAGGAUAGGUGCUUGGUUUAUUUUUCUUGUCACCCUACUGACAGAUCUCAGACUAGAUUAAGUGUUGUAAAAUGGUGUGUUUAGAAAAAAAUACAGAAUCUGCUGUAUUUUUGUGGCCUUCGUGCCACUUCUAAAUGGUUGGAUACAUUAACUUACAAUAAAACAAAAUAAACGGUGUGGAUAGCUGUGGUUUUAAAUGAA